GUAAAAUGUUGUGGCAAAUUUCAUCAAAGUUGGUGUACCCCUAUUAAUGAAGUACAAGGUGUGCGAAAAUUCCAGAACGAGAAGCAUAUUUUGACAGGCUGUUAGUUUGGGAUGCGUAAAACGGUUGCGUUGGACUAUUUUCGCCACAAGUUGACUUACGCAUGCGCAUCACGAAAGAAUGCUAAUGUUUACGGGAAGCUGCAACGAGCCAGUUUGUCGUCGGUGUAUCACGCAGUACGGUUGCACGGUUAAUAAAUAGCAAAGUGGUGUUUUCACCUUCAAUAUGACUAGCAAACACAUUCUAGAACGGGCCGAAACUGCUCUAGAGUUAGCGCAAGAGUUUCUGCUCGAGUCGGAAGAUGAAAUGUUCGACGAGGAUGAAAUUGAUGAGGAGGAAGAAAACGAAAGCGAAAGUUGUGAUACGAAGGAAAAUGAAGCAACCACCCCAGUAGAACGUGAAAAUACAGAUGACGAAGGAAAGGAUCGCAAAGGCGAUUCGAAUGGCAAAGAAAAAGACUCAACUACGGAUCCCAAAAGCAAGAAAUCAUCCAAAGGUAUGGGCAAAAAGUUGAAAAGUUUGAUGGGCGUAGUAAUGCAACCGCUUGGUUCAAAGGUAAACUGGAAAAUAGAUUUCAACUUGGGAGUAAAUGCAUCAAACCAGAAGGACAAAAGCGGGAACAAAGUGAAUUCUAAAAUCGAGAAAGCCGACGCUCCACGCAAUCCAAAGAAGAGUGAACAGUUGUCUGAAAAUGAUAAAAAGAUUGCAAGCCUGGAAAACGAAAAUAAACGAUUGGAAAAGAUUGCGCAUAAAUUUCUUGACGAGUGUAUUCGACUAAAAACAAGAGUCGGAGAGCUUUCAGAGGUGGAAGCACAACUUACGGCGGUAAAAGCUGAUAACGAGCGGCUCAAAGCAGAAUUGCUUGAACAGCAAAAGCUUCGCCAAAGCUUGGCAGAAAACUUAGCAACCCAAACUGAAGAACAUCGGAAGGAAGUCAAACGACUUGAUGAAGAGCUUAGAGUGGCUAAGACCGACUUCACUAAGCUAAAAUGCAAAAGCCAAGAACAAGAGCAAGAAAUCCUUCGCUUGAGAAAAGAACUGGAAGCACUUUCAACACAGCAUGCGAAUCUUAAGAAAGAGAUGGAUUGUAAAGCGGAGCAGUAUCUUUUAGAAGUGACGAAGCUCAAUGAAAGCUUGGAACAGAUAGAAACGGAAAAAAGUGAGCUGAAUUUGCUCCUUGAAAAGCUUAAAGCUGAUUUGCAAAUUGCACAUGAGCACAACACAAACGCAAGCACACAAAACGCGCAGCUGCAGCAGAAGAUGAGAGCGAUGGAAAAUGAUAAAAACAUGAUAGCGUUACAGUAUGAAGCUUCCAAUGCUAAAGUGUCUGAGCUGCGUCGUGCGAUACAUGUUUUGGAAUCAAACGCUUUUACAACGACUACGGCACAAACGCCGAGUGAUGGUUCGUUUUCUUGUCCCAUAUGCGGAGCCCAGUUCACCAGUUUGGCCAAUAUGCAGCUCCAUGCAGAGGAUUGUAAUGCAUAAAUGUGCACUGUGGUUCAGCAUUCUCGUAUCUUAAUUUUAAAGUGAUCGUAACAUUUUCCAACACAAUUAUGAAUUUAGGUGAUUAUUUUAAGCUUUAAGUAGAAAAAAAAGAUUGUUAGAAGUUUAAAUACUUUCAAAAGAAAUCAUUUAAUCCAUAUAAAAUCUGAUCCUCUUAUUAUUUCAAACUAACUAAGGAUACGAUACAAAUGUCUUGUUGAUAGUUUGAAAUCGUUCCGUUAAAUGUCGAACGAAAAAUAAAAUUCCCCAUAAUUAAAUGAAGAUAUGUAUAACAUAAUCCUAAAGUUUGUGUUUUAAUAUCUCCUUGCUGCCACCACACUUUUACGUAAAAUACUCUGAAGGACCAUACAUUUCUGGCAGUGUAAAAUCUCCACGCUUAUUAUUCCGUACAUUCUAUAAAGAUAGAGAAUAUCCAAGGGUUAGCAGAGUCUAGUUCGUUCUAACUAAACAAUAUUUCAGCUAACAAUAUUUGAAGGUUGGUAGGCACAGGCUUUCAUUCACAACUCAAAGUGGUUAAUAUUUCAUUAUAUUUCCUUCUACUUCCCCUACUAGUUUGGCAAAAAACGGCUCAAACGUAUUUUUAUUAUUUUUUCAUUUUCUUUUUUAUGUCUUCUAAAGAGUUUCAAUAUGUAAUUGAAAGAGUACUGAUAUGUCAGAUCAUGCUCUAUCA
This is a messenger RNA of Anopheles merus, 2231 nucleotides long. RefSeq names its product optineurin. NCBI's taxonomy places the organism in Eukaryota, Metazoa, Arthropoda, Insecta, Diptera, Culicidae. The coding region runs from base 284 to 1543 and encodes 419 amino acids. The record is from RefSeq and is a predicted model, not a curated record. The transcript has 11 exons.